CGGAAUCUGUCAGGAGAUGAUUUUUUUUCGUCCCCCACUUGCGCUGAGGAAAAAAAAAAGCCCGGAGUCUAACAUGGGAGAGGAAUAAAAGCCCGGUGGGACACAUGUUGGGACGGCUGGCCUCCUCCUGGCCCGUGUAGGUUGGUACCGGUGCUAGACAUCGAGCUGCUGCUCUGAUUGGAGUAACCAAAUCAAGAGACCCAUGGGGAUUGGCUGCUGCUGCUGGACGUCUGCUUCCUGCUUCCGGCUUUGAGGGAUUCUUCAGGGACCUGUCCCGAGUGUUGGAUCAGCCUGAACACACACACACACACCACCCCACACACACACACACAUACACGCACACACUCCCAGACAUCCUCAGUUUUGGCAGAACACGGCCUCCUGAUUACCACCCUGUAAAUCACAUCUGCACUUGUACAAACACACACACACACCGAGCCGGGCGCUCGCUUGCCGUACGGUGUGGACGCCCACCUGAUCAACCUGCCAGCGAUGACAUCACACAGCCACCAAGAGGGGAUCCUGGGAAAGGAGCAGCCGCUGGAGGUUCUGAAGACAUCGGCGCUCAACCACAUCCCAACAGUGGACAUCAACUCGGCGCUGCCCUUGCGUCUCCCUCCAGCCGCCAUCCCCAUGGACCUGCGCGUGGACCAUCACCAGCAACAGCAGCAACAGGUGUCCUCGCUCUCCCCGCCCGGUCAGCAGUCGCCCGGCUCCCUCGGAGGCACGGGCCAGGCCCCCGGUGGGGGCGUGGUGGGGGCCUCGGUUCGCGAGCAGCAGCUGCAGCAGGAGCUUCUGGCCCUGAAGCAGAAGCAGCAGAUCCAGCGGCAGAUCCUCAUCGCCGAGUUCCAGCGGCAGCACGAGCAGCUGUCUCGCCAGCAUGAGGCCCAGCUCCAGGAACACAUUAAGCAGCAGCAGGAGCUCCUGGCGUUGAAGCACCAGCAGGAGCUGCUGGAGCACCAGAGGAAGAUGGAGAACCACCGUCUGGAGCAGGAGCUGGAGAAACAGCAGAGGGAGCAGAAACUGCAGCUGCUGAAGAACAAGGAGCGAGGACAGGAGAGUGCCGUAGCCAGUACUGAGGUGAAGAUGCGUCUUCAGGAGUUUGUCCUUAACAAGAAGAAGGCCCUGGCCCAGCGGAGCCUCAACCAAGGAGGCCUCCCCAACGACGCUCCCUACUGGUACCGCAAAACCCAGCACAGCUCUCUGGACCAGAGCUCGCCUCCACAGACUGGCGUGUCCACCUACAACCACCCUGUGCUGGGUGUCUACAACCCCCGGGAUGACUUCCCACUGCGAAAAACUGCCUCGGAGCCCAACCUGAAGCUGCGCUCCCGGCUGAAGCAGAAGGUAAGCGAGCGGAGGAGCAGUCCGCUGCUGCGCCGUCGAGACAGCCCCAUCACCACCGCCAAGAAACGCUCGCUCGACAUGGCAGACUCGGCGUGUAGCAGCGCCCCCGGCUCAGGCCCAAGCUCCCCAAAUAACAGCUCCAACAACAUCCCCAAUGAGAACGGCAUCACUGUGUCAGUCUCCAACAACACAGAGGCGUCUCUGGCCCAGAGGCUGUGCAGCGGCGCUGAGCGGGGCUCCGUUAACCAGCUGUCCCUCUACACUUCACCAUCCCUACCCAACAUCACCCUGGGGCUGCCCGCAACUGCCACGGCCACUGCUGCUUCCAAUGUGACCUCGGCCCAGCAGGAUGGAGGUCUGCAGCCGGCCCUCUCCCUCAGCCCUCCCUUCCUCUCUGGUGGCCACUUGACCCCCUACCUGGCUGAGGCGGGAGCAGGAACAGGCGGACAUGGUGCACACAGUCCACUGCUCCAACACAUGGUGCUCAUGGAGCAGAGCCCGGCACAGAGCCCCCUGGUGACAGGCGUAGGUGGCCUGUCCAUGUCAUCGGCGUCCAUGGCCAAGCUGCAGCGGCAGCACCGGCCCCUGGGGAGGACUCAGUCGGCCCCGCUGCCCCAGGGGAGCGCUGCCCAGGCUCAUGCCCAAGCCCUGGCCCUGCAGCAGCUGGUGGUCCAGCAGCAGCACCAGCAGUUCCUGGAGAAGCACAAGCAGCAGUUCCAGCAGCAGCAGCUCCAUCUCAACAAGAUGAUGACCAAGCCCAGUGAGUCACCUGUGGGGCGUCAGCACCAGAGCCACCCCGAGGAGACGGAGGAGGAGCUGAGAGAGCACCAGGACGGUGGAGCUCUGCUGCCGGGGGUCACCAUCAAGCAGGAGCCCCUCGACCCGCAGGAGCUGCAGGAGGAGGCGAUGCAGCAGCACAGGGAGAGGGAGCGGGAGAGGCAGGCGGAGCAGGAGCUGCUCUUCAGACAGCAGGCCUUGUUGUUGGAGCAGCAGCGAAUUCACCAGCUCAGAAAUUAUCAGGCCUCCAUGGAGGCUGCCGGCUUGUCCAUCUCCUUCCCGGGACACCGCCCCCUGUCCAGGGCCCAGUCGUCCCCUGCCUCGGCUUCCUCUUUUCCAAUCAGCGUCCCGGCCCCUGAUCCUCCCGUCAAACCUCGAUUCACCACAGGUUUGGUGUACGACUCUUUAAUGCAGAAGCACCAGUGUAUGUGUGGAAACACCAACAGCCACCCGGAGCACGCAGGACGGAUUCAGAGCAUUUGGUCCCGGCUGCAGGAGACCGGGCUCAGAGCGCAGUGUGAGUGUAUCCGUGGGAGGAAGGCCACUCUGGAAGAGCUGCAGACAGUUCACUCUGAAGCCCACGUCCUGCUGUAUGGAACCAACCCUCUCCGACAGAAACUUGAUUGUUCAAUCACUCCCAUGUUCGUGCGGCUACCGUGUGGAGGGGUGGGGGUGGACAGCGACACCAUUUGGAACGAGGUCCACUCCUCCAGCGCGGCUCGUCUGGCUGUCGGCUCUGUGGUGGAGCUCGUUUUCAAAGUGGCUACCGGAGAGCUGAAGAAUGGUUUCGCUGUGGUCCGCCCUCCUGGACACCACGCAGAGGAGAGCACUCCCAUGGGUUUCUGCUACUUCAACUCUGUGGCCAUCGCGGCCAAACUGCUGCAGCAGAGACUCAGCGUCAACAAGAUCCUCAUCGUGGACUGGGACGUUCACCAUGGCAACGGCACCCAGCAAGCUUUCUACGAUGACCCUAAUGUCCUUUACCUGUCUAUUCAUCGCUAUGACGACGGCAACUUCUUCCCUGGAAGCGGAGCACCUGACGAGGUGGGCAGUGGUCCUGGAGUCGGGUUCAACGUCAACGUCGCCUUCACUGGGGGCCUCGACCCGCCCAUGGGAGAUGCAGAGUACCUGGCUGCCUUCAGGUCGGUGGUGAUGCCCAUAGCCAACGAGUUUGCUCCGGACAUCGUGCUGGUCUCUUCGGGCUUCGAUGCCGUGGAGGGACACCCUCCACCACUGGGCGGCUACACUCUAACGUCCAAAUGUUUUGGCUAUCUGACCAGGCAGCUGAUGACCCUCGCUGGAGGCCGAGUGGUCCUGGCUCUGGAGGGGGGUCACGACCUCACCGCCAUCUGUGACGCCUCCGAGGCGUGCGUGGCCGCCCUCCUCGGCCAGGAGCUGGACCCACUGCCAAAGGCUGUCCUCGAGCAGAGGCCCAACCCCAACGCUGUCCGCUCUCUGGAGAAAGUUUUAGAGACUCACAGUAAGUACUGGCGCUCGGUGCAUCGCUACUCACCACGGCUGGGUCUGUCCCUGCUGGAGGCCAAACGAGGAGACUCAGAGGAGGCCGAGGCGGUCAACGCCAUGGCCUCUCUGUCCGUGGCCAACACCAACACCAUGGAUCAGAGGCCGGAGGAGGAGCCGAUGGAAGAGGAGGAACCACUGUAACGGCGGGAAACACGAGGGUGUCACACUGCUACCAUUGACCUCUCCGGAGAACGCCUCUUUGAGCUGCGAAGAGUCGUGACUGAUCCCUUCAUUUAGUCCCCCUAACCCCACUCACCACGUCAGUCACCUUGAUUGGCGGCCCCUCGGCCAAAACGAGGGAGAGGGGGUGGGCUCAGCCUCAGAGAAGGGAGCCAAUCAGGAGACAGAGGACUGAAUUGGAAAAAAAAUUAAACAUAACAGUGUUGCCUUGGCGGCACUCGCUCAGAGACACUCAU
This is a messenger RNA of Toxotes jaculatrix (banded archerfish), 4064 nucleotides long. Its product is annotated as histone deacetylase 4-like. Gene Ontology annotation, biological process: chromatin organization; negative regulation of transcription by RNA polymerase II. Lineage: Eukaryota; Metazoa; Chordata; Actinopteri; Toxotidae. Gene Ontology annotation, cellular component: histone deacetylase complex. The coding region runs from base 493 to 3789 and encodes 1098 amino acids. Gene Ontology annotation, molecular function: histone deacetylase activity. The record is from RefSeq and is a predicted model, not a curated record. The transcript has 27 exons.